AAAACAAGGCAAAUAAGGCAAAGCAAGUGAUAAAGCAUACAUCGGGAUCAAAAAGUUAUGCUCAAAUUCGAUAUGAACAGGCACAAAAGAAAGAGGAUCGAAGUGAGCCCAAUAGAAUUGAGAUGUUUGCCCUAACACACACAAGAAAAAAUGGGACUCUUGUUGAUGAUCAUUCUAAGGAGAUUAUGGAUCAAUUUCAACAAUUACUAUCCCAACCUAAGGGGACAUCUUCUACUUCUGCAUCAUCUGGAGCAUCUACAUCUGUAUCAUCUACAUCUGUAGCAUCUACAUAUGUAGAUGAGAUAUAUACUCAAGUCAUGGGUCUAGAGAGGCAUGGUCGUGUUCGAGGGUAUGGAUUUGGUCCUACUCCUACCUCAAUCUUUGGUUCUACUAGUAGAAGGCGAUUAGGAGUUAUUCUUUCAACAGAAAUUGAAAACACCCAAGAGAUACUAAUAGCUACAGAACAAAAGUUUACAACUGCAAUUGAAGAACUCUCAAAUGUGAAAGAAACAUUUGAAGAGAGGUUGAUAGAAGUUCAAAGGAAGACAUGAGAAGAAAUGAAAGAAGAGUUUGAAGAAAAAAUGAUGGAAAUGCAAAGAAAAAUGCAAGCACAAAUGCAAGCACAAAUUCAAGAACAGAUGAUGCAAACGAUGCAACAAUUUCAGCAAAAGCAAUAGAAUUUGAAGAUUUUGCUAUAUCUUUAUAUGAUAGAUUUUCUUAACCUUUUUGAAGAUUAUGCUACUUAUUUAUAUGAUAGAUUCUCCUAACUUUUUUUGCUUUCUAUGACUAUUAUGUGAUGUUUGGUUGGUUGAUUUGUUA
This is a messenger RNA of Vitis vinifera (wine grape), 819 nucleotides long. RefSeq lists its product as uncharacterized. The transcript has 3 exons. The coding region runs from base 123 to 551 and encodes 142 amino acids. Lineage: Eukaryota; Viridiplantae; Streptophyta; Magnoliopsida; Vitales; Vitaceae. The record is from RefSeq and is a predicted model, not a curated record.